Molecule: messenger RNA, 576 nt
Organism: Pocillopora meandrina
Lineage: Eukaryota; Metazoa; Cnidaria; Anthozoa; Scleractinia; Pocilloporidae
Source: the annotation of a GenBank genome assembly
AUGAUUGAAGUUUUUCACAAUUUCCAAGAAGAAACCAUUCCCGUACAAACAAACGUGAAUAUUUUUAUUGCUUGUUUUACGAGCAGCUACGCCCGUUUGAAACUGUAUGAUGCCUUAGACACUCUACAAGAAAGAGUGUUAUACAUGGACACUGAUUCAGUCAUCUAUAUACAGAAGCCUGGUGAAUCUUCUAUCCCAACCGGAAAUUAUCUCGGACAGUACACCAACAAACUAGAUGAAGGUGACCAUAUUGUGGAGUUCGUGGCUGCAGGGCCAAAGAAUUAUGCUUUCAAUACCAAGCAGGGAAAGCAAACAUGCAAAGUCAGGGGAUUCACACUCAAUGUGCGUGGUCAGAACAUACUCCAUUUUGCAAGUAUGAAAGAAUUGAUACUAAAUGAAGUACUAAGUGAAGAAGAUGAGGAGGAAUGUAUAUUGACACUCGACAAUCCGCACAAAAUUACCAGAUGUGGCACGUCCAAAACCAUAAAAACCAUUUCCCAAAACAAGAAAUAUAAACUUGUUUUUGACAAACGCGUCAUCAAUAACACCUUUCAAUCAUUCCCAUAUGGAUAUUAA